Messenger RNA from Aphidius gifuensis, 1601 nucleotides. RefSeq lists its product as uncharacterized. The transcript has 4 exons. The coding region runs from base 50 to 1147 and encodes 365 amino acids. The record is from RefSeq and is a predicted model, not a curated record. Lineage: Eukaryota; Metazoa; Arthropoda; Insecta; Hymenoptera; Braconidae.
CAAGCUUAUAAUAAUUUAUUAAUUAUUUAAAUAAAAUUAACUCGAAAAAAUGGUUCUUGAUGAUUAUGACCUUGUAGAGGAUUUAAGAAAAAGCAUUUUAAAUAUGCAGGAAGGAGUAACCUCAUUUUUAAGUAGAGUAAAUCUACAUGCAGUAAUAACAAAACGUAUGAUUGAAGAUACUGAGAAAAUUGUUCAAGAAUACUUGUUGGAACCUCGCCUGACGAAAAGAGAUAAAAUAUUAGAAAAAUAUCAUAAAAAACUUAUGAUUAAAUUGAAUUCUAUGUUCCACGAACGACCACACCUGAAAGAAAUAUGUCAACAAAAAGAUAAUCAACUUGUUCUUUCUUGUUUUACUAAAUAUGAUUUUGAGGCUGUAUCACCAACAGAUAAUGAUGAUACAAAAUUAAAUGAUAUAAAAUGUGUAUUUCGUUGUUGUGGUCACAAUUUAACGUAUUUAAAUAUACAAAAAUAUCCUUAUUCUGAAAUACUGUCAUUGAUUAAUGUUAAUUGUACAAAUCUCAAGGAACUUGUUGUAAAAUUUAUAGAAAUAGAAGAUGAAGAUUUUAAAAAUGUAUUUUCUCAUAUGCAUAAACUUGAAAGGUUGAUAAUUACAUUGGACUGUGGAAUUUUAACUCUACCACUAACUUGGGUCAGUUCAUUAAAAAAAAUUGCUGAAACCUUGAAAGAUUUACAUCUUGAAUGUGAAUCUAAAGAAGAAGUUUUCUUACCAGAUAAAUUGAGUUUAGUAUUUCCUAUAUUAAUCACUUUGGAACGUUUACAUGUAUAUGGUUUUCAAUUGAGUCCAUCAUUAGUCAAGUCGAUAGGUGAAAUUGAAAGUUUAAAUGUUCUAGAAUUAUUUCCACGAGAUAAUUAUUCAUCGAAUUAUGAAAAAACCGAUAUGACUACAAUUGGGAAUUUAAAAAAUCUUGAAACAUUAGAUGUUACAUGGAAUUGGGGUAUAACAGAUGAAUUUUUAAUUAAUCUUUGUGAAAAUUCAAAGAAAUUAAAACAUUUACGUAUACUUGGAAGGGAGAUAACUAAUGAUGGAAUUAGUGCAGUUAAAAGUUUAAGUCAGCUAGAAUGGUUCAGUCUUGGUGUAGAUACACCAGAUGAAGAAAAUGAACUUAUCAUUGAUCAAUCGAGUUAAUAUUCAUUUAAUGAUGAAAAAUUGAUAGAACUGAAAUUUCUAAUAGAUCAGUGAUUAAAGCUUUUGAAAAUCUACCAAAUCUUAUAUUUUUAACAAUUAAAAAUACAAUUGUUACUAUUAAAGUUGUCGAAGAAUUAUAUCUAAAUUAACUAAAUUUCAUGAAAAGAAAGUAUAGGUAUUUGUUUCUUUUAAAGAUUGUUAUGGUAUUUUCAAAUCAUUAUUGGAAUUACAUGAUGUUAAAUUGAUGCUUGUAUCUAAAGACUAAUCAAUUAAUUAUAUUUUUGGAAUAAGUCAUUAAAGUACUUUAUUUUUGCUUGUAAAAAAAAAAAUUGAUGACUUGUCAUAAUAUAAAAAGAAAUUGAAAAUUACUACUAGUUUAAUCAAUAAUUUAUGUAAUAAUAAUUUAUUAAAAAAUAAUAAAUAAUGUUUUUAUUUAAAAAUUUACUUAUGGGAA